Molecule: messenger RNA, 2089 nt
Organism: Suillus discolor
Lineage: Eukaryota; Fungi; Basidiomycota; Agaricomycetes; Boletales; Suillaceae
Product: amino acid permease-domain-containing protein
Exons: 12
Coding region: 155-1849 (564 amino acids)
Biological process (GO): amino acid transmembrane transport
Cellular component (GO): membrane
Molecular function (GO): L-amino acid transmembrane transporter activity
Source: RefSeq, a predicted model, not a curated record
AGUACACGCGUCACGUCUACACGAGUUAACGAGAAUUGUUUAUUCCACGAGCUUGUGGUCCUUUCUCAACCGCGAACAGGUCUGAAAGUUUCACGACUUGUUUUAGACAGCCGUUUUUCCUAUUCCCACUCACUAACAGCCGAACCUUCGUUUGAUGCCGGAGUUGUUCUACGACAAUGAUCUUUCCCCACCCGCCUCUCUCAAAUCAUCGGGGGAGCACCACCAUCUCACCUUUGUUUCAGCACGCGCUUCUCAUGACUCGUCAGACUCCCUACGGAACCUGGAGCUCUCGGAGGGACCUAUUGCAGAGAGAGGGCGGUCAAGAUCCUACUCGCUGACGGGCUUUGACUUCCAGCGCGACCUAUUACCCUUGAGCUCGAGUUUAAGUGAACCGGAUACUACAUCUUUCGGAGAAAGUGGAGAGAAAAAUAUCACAUUGCUACAUGGGAUUGGACUCAUCGUCGGCCUUCAAGUCAUUAGUUCUUCACCAGGAGUCGUAGUUGCGAAUACCCAGAGUGUGGGGGCUAGCUUGCUUGUAUGGCUUGUUUCUGGAUUGCUUGGUUGGACAGGAGCCAGCAGCUUUGCAGAACUAGGCUCCAGCAUACCAUUGAAUGGUGGAGCCCAGGCCUAUCUCGCGUAUGCGUACGGACCACUUGUAUCCUACCUGUUUGCAUGGACAGCGAUCUCAGCACUGAAACCUGGUGGAAAUGCGGUCAUUAGUCUCAUAUUUGCAGAAUACCUGAACCGACUCGUAUGGCACGCUGCUCAGGACGAGGUAGCACCAGAUGAUAUGCCCCAAUGGGCCAUCAAACUCACUGCGGUGGCAGCAGUACUCGGCGUUUCCAUGAUCUGCGCAGGUACGCGGAAUUUGGGCACUAGGGCUUCUGUGGUGUUCACUACAGUGAAGAUAUUUGUGAUCGUACUAGGGAUGAUACAACUUAUUCGGGGGAAAGCAUCAGAAUCGUUCUCUCAACCUUUAUUCGAGGACUCGAGCCACAGUCCGUCGGCAUAUUCAUUAGCUCUUUACUCUGGGCUAUGGGCAUUCGAUGGAUGGGAUCAGGCCAACUAUGUCGGAGGUGAAAUGAAGAAUCCCGGCAAAGAUAUCCCAAGAGCUAUACAUUCAAGUAUGGCGGUCGUGAUGGUAAGCAACAGAGCGAAUGUGUCAUAUUUCGUGGUACUAGACAAAGUCACUGUUGGUAUGAGCAACACGGUUGCCUUGGACUUUGGCCGAGCACUCUUUGGACCAGCAGGCGGUGUGCUUUUUGCUGUGAUGGUUGCCAUCUCUUGCUUCGGAGCGUUGAAUGGGAGUACCUUCACUUCUGCGCGCCUUAUUUGUGUUGCCGGACGAGAGGGAUACCUUCCUGCAAUGUUUGGUCGUUUGAACAAGUCGAGGCAAACACCAGUCAAUGCGAUCCUCCUCCAAGCAACUAUCACUAUUGUGUUCAUCAUGUUGGGAGGUGGGUUUCGGUCGCUGAUCAACUUCUCCGUUGUGGCGUCCUGGUCAUUUUUCUUCCUUACUGUUCUAGGGCUUGUUAUACUUCGUGUGAAGGAACCAAUGCUAGAAAGACCCUAUAGAACAUGGAUUGUGACACCGCUAGUGUUUUGUGCUGUAAGUCCUGCUAUAACGAAUGGAGCUUCUGAUUUCGUCACAUCUGCAGGGUUCGUGAUGGCAGGGAUACCGGUGUACUAUUUGACGAAUCCGAAUCGUGAUCAAGCCAGUUUGCCUGCCUUUCUUGGCUUUUUCAGUACUUGCAUUGCUAGAAUUAGAGGGCAGACGUCCGCGGGCACGGGGUGGGUAGCGGUGGCCACGGAGGGUGACGAGGUGGAGAUGCUUGAUAAUCAGACAUGAAAGCUUGACGCUCAAACGUUGUGCCGCACGAUCUGAUACAUGAUAUUGACUGGCACUUCUUGUGUGCACACGACGGAUGUCUGUUUUGGGAGUACUAGAUAUGCUGGCUAUGUAGGUACCGCACGGGAGAUUUAGGACACAUGUCGGCAAGCUCCGUCGAGCAGUGUCAGCGGGUGACGACAGCGCGAUUUGGGCUGAGUCGUUGUAUAUAAGAGCCUUUCGGUUGUGAAACAAGCCACA